Messenger RNA from Erpetoichthys calabaricus (reedfish), 1131 nucleotides. RefSeq names its product eukaryotic translation initiation factor 3, subunit I (gene eif3i). The record is from RefSeq and is a predicted model, not a curated record. Gene Ontology annotation, cellular component: cytoplasm; eukaryotic translation initiation factor 3 complex, eIF3m. The transcript is spliced from 12 exons. The coding region runs from base 123 to 1100 and encodes 325 amino acids. Gene Ontology annotation, molecular function: protein binding; translation initiation factor activity; RNA binding. Gene Ontology annotation, biological process: cytoplasmic translational initiation. Lineage: Eukaryota; Metazoa; Chordata; Cladistia; Polypteriformes; Polypteridae.
GGAAAUCAUAGCGUUCCUUUUUUCCGCCUGGGUCCAUCGUAGCGGCAUGCUGGUUUGAGGCAACUCCAAUUCUAAUUUAUUUUUUGCUUGCUCUAAUUUCUAUCAUAGGAUAGGACGUUAAGAUGAAACCAAUCCUCUUGCAAGGCCAUGAGAGGUCAAUUACACAAAUCAAAUACAACAGAGAAGGCGACCUGCUGUUUUCUGUAGCAAAGGAUACGGUAGUCAAUGUGUGGUACUCUGUUAAUGGAGAGCGACUUGGCACUUACAGUGGUCACACAGGAGCCGUGUGGUGUGUAGAUGUAGAUUGGGACACAAAAAGUGUGUUGACUGGAUCUGCAGACAACACUUGCCGAUUAUGGGACUGUGAAACAGGAAAGAUGCUUGGACAACUGAAGACCAGCUCAGCUGUGAGGACCUGUGGCUUUGACUUUAGUGGAAACAUCAUAAUGUUUUCAACAGACAAACAGAUGGGUUAUCAGUGUUAUCUGAACUUUUUUGACCUUCGAGACCCUUCACAGAUGGAGGAUAACAAUCCAUACAUGAAGGUACCUUGCAGUGAGUCAAAGAUUACGAGUGCUGUGUGGGGUCCUUUGGGAGAGUUUAUCGUUGCUGGGCAUGAAAAUGGUGAAAUCAACCAAUUUAGUGCCAAGUCUGGUGAAAUAAUGAAGAAGGUGAAAGAACACACAAAACAGAUCAAUGACAUCCAGUCCUCGAUUGAUCUAACAAUGGUGAUCACUGCUUCAAAAGACAACAGUGCGAAGUUGUUUGACUCUACAACACUAGAUCACAUUAAAACUUUUAAAACAGAAAGACCUGUCAACUCUGCUGCAAUUUCACCUAUCAUGGACCAUGUAGUAAUGGGAGGUGGGCAGGAAGCCAUGGAAGUAACCACAACCUCCACAAGGAUUGGCAAGUUUGAAGCUAGAUUUUUCCAUGCAGCAUUUGAGGAAGAAUUUGGUCGUGUAAAGGGGCAUUUCGGACCCAUCAACUGUGUGGCCUUCCACCCUGAUGGAAAAAGUUACAGCAGUGGUGGUGAAGACGGCUAUGUGAGGAUACAUUACUUUGACCCACAGUACUUUGAAUUUGAAUUUGAAGUAUAAAUAUGUCAUCUCUGUGCAUUAAUAAAUCUGC